AUGGACGCCAGCGAGCUCUCUCGCUGGACCCGCUUCGCAGCAAAGGGCGGCAUCGGAAAGUGCACCGCCCUCCAAGACUGCGUCGCAAAACACCCAGAGGACCUCAUGUUCCUCAAGGACGACGAGAUCACCGUCCUCAUGCAGCUCGCAGACCACAAGGACACCUAUCUCGGCUACUGCGAGGGCGUCGUCGGCCGCUUCGAGGGGUCCUACGUCCGCUUCCACGCCCGCCUCAAAACACCCGUCAUGGCAAAACGCACCUCCUCCCGCGCCUCCCUCUCCCCGCGCGCCCUCGCAACACAGAGCCCCGCCCCUUCCCUCGCCGCUCGCUCCAUCACCGCCAUCACCACCGCCGCCGCCACCGCAGACGACGACGACGACGACGACGACGACGGCGAACCGAGCUCCAGCCCGCGCUCCCCCGGCGCCUCCCCGCACCCCCUGCGCACCAGCAGCCUCUCCUUCGCCUCCUCCCUCUCCCUCGCCUCCCCCGCCGCACCGCCGAUCCAGCACUCCACAUCCGCCUCCUCCGACCUCUCGAUCCACGCCCUCCCGCAGCACCUCCCCGACGCACUCGGCGCACCCUACAUGAGCUUCUCCUCGGGCUCCUCCGCGCAGGACGACUCGUCCCCGCGCACGCCCUCCUUCUUCCCCGCGCACGCCCCCGGCGCCACCGCACACGCGAAGUACCCCGCCGUCGCGCCGCGCAUGUCUACCACCGAGUCCGCGUACUCGACCGACGAGCGCGGGAUGUCCGCGUCCCCCGCGCCCACCGAGUCCUCGCUCGUGUCUGCGCUGCGCGCGCGCGCGUUCGCAGACGGCGACGGCGACGGCGAUGGCGACGACGCGGCGAGCGCGCGCGCGUCGCGCGUGUCUGCUGCGCUGUCGGAUGGCGUGUCGGGGAUUGGGCUGUCGCUGCUGCAGGAUUUCAUCAGCGGGGACGGGGAGGACGAGGGCGAUGACGAUGAGAGUGGGGACGGGGACGGGCGACGGUCGAGGACGAUGAUGUCGGAGAGUGGGAGUUCGAUGGAGUCUGCGACGGCUGAAGGACCGCCGCUCGAUCGCACGUUCGUCCCUCCCCAAUCCUCUUACGCCUCCCCCGCCACCGCCACCUCCCUCUCGCAUGCACCAUCACAACCCUCCCCCCCGCGCUCCCCCCCGCCCUCGCCCCCGCCCCCGCUCCCCCCGCGCGCCUCCUUCCACUCGCACUCGGGCUCCGAAUUCGACUACACGGGCGAAGACUGGGAGGGCGCGGCAGACAUAUACGACAACUACCGCUACUCGCGCAUGUCCGUCGCCUCGAAGCUCUCCCGCAUGUCCAAGCUCUCCGCCUACGCCGCGCACGCGGGCUCCGGGGCUCCUGUGGGAGACGCGCCGCCGGUGCCGGUGCCGGUGCCGAGCGCGCAGGAGUGGGAGUGGCGCAGGCACGAGGCGGGGCGGAGGUCCGAGGACUCGCGCUACUCGCAGCAGUCCCUCCCGCUCCCGCCACCAUCCACACUCGCAUCCGCAGCACCAUCCACAUCCGCAUCCACAGCGGUAGCAGCAGCAGCAGCAGACCAGCCGCGCCGCGUGCCCCCAGCGCUGCUCCUCGCCGGCACGGGCGCGGGGCCGGACGCGGGUGCAGGGCCGGGCGACGACCCGCGCGCGCACGCGAUCUCGGCGUCCGAGCUCGGCGAGACGCCGCUCCUGCACACGACCUUCGCGUCCCCGCUCGCCUCGCCCGCGCUGCGCACCGCGUCGGAGGCCGCGUCGAGCGCGUACGGCGCGUCGCCCGAGCCGGAGCUGGCGUCUGCUGUGUUUGGGCGCGCUUCGAGCGUUGAUGAGGACGGUGGGGAGGACUAUGGGGAUGCGGAUGGAGACUAUGGGGAUGCGGAUGCGGAUGCGGAUGGUGAGGACGACGAGGCGAGCGUGCAGAGCCUAGGAUUUGACGCGCCGCGCCACGGGCGCGCGUCGCUCGACGCCGUCGGCGAGCCCGAGUUCGCGCACCACCACCACGACAAUAACGACGAUAGCGCGCAGCCGCCGCAAGCCGGCCCCUCGCGCCCCGCGACGCCCGCUGCGGACGGCGCCCCGCCCGCGUCCGCGUCCGCGCCCAUGUCCCCGCCGUACCCGAACGAGAAGAACCGCGGCGGCGCGCAUCACUCCCCGCUCAUCGUCGUCAACCCCGCCCCGCCGCCGCCGCCGUACACGCCCGUGUCCCCGCCGCCGCACCAGACCGUGCACCCCAACCUCGGCCCCGGCCCCGCGCCCGUGUCGGCGCCGGCGUCGAUCCCGCAGGCGAGCCCGAUGGCUGCGGUGUUUAAUGCUAUGCCUGCGCCCGCUAUUCCGGCCGUUUUUGCGCCGCCUCCGCUUGGGUUCCAGCAGCAGUCGAUAUAUGCGCAUGCCGCUCCUAUACCAAACGCAUACGCUCCUUCAUACCCGCAUCCGCAGUCACAGCCGCAUCCUCAGCAACCCCAACAGCAGCAACCCCACCCGCAACAGCAGCCGCAACCGCAGCUCCGCCCGCGCCCGCCUCCCCAACACGCAGACCCCAACGCCCCCGAGCGCCCCUUCGGCUCCUCCCGCACGAGCCUCUUCCUCCCGCACCCAAACGCGCCCAAGCCUCCCCCAGGCCCGCUCUCCCUCGGACCGAUGUACGGGCGCAAGGCGCCCCCGCCGCCCGCGCACCCCGGCGCAGCCGCGUCGGUCGUGCACGUGCUGCGCAUGGCGGCGGCCGCGCGCCUCGGGGGCCGCGUCGCGACGAUCUACGGCGCGACGGAGCGCGAGCUCGCGGCGUCGGUUGGGCCGGUGCCGAUUGUGUUUGGGCUCGAGCCGCCGAAUAACGUGCCGGCGAGGAUGGUGAGGCGCACGGCGACGGUUGGGGCGGGGCCGGAGGCGCCGACGGGGGUUAUGGUGGGCGAGCAGCAGCAGCAGCAGGGGCAGGGCCAGGGGAAUGUGAUUCCGAGGGCGAAUUUUUAUCCGCAGGCGGGCACGGCGCGGCCGCGCUCGCGCUCGUUCUCCGGGUUCGAUAGCGCGCUGGGUCCGGUGGUGGGGUCGGAGUCGGGGUCGGGGUCGGGCGCGGAGGGCGCGUCGCGCAGCCGCGAGGAGCCUGUGUCGCAUAAUCCCAGGCUGGCGCAGCGCCAGCACACGCCGUCGCCGCUCUCGCUCUCCGCCACCGCGCCCGCAGCGCCCGCAGCGGCUGCGUCCUUGCCCUCGCCCGCGGACCCAUCGUCGCCCGUGCUACCACCGGCACCGGCACCGGUACCGCCGACCACCGCCGUCCCAAGCACCGCGCGCCGCCUGAGCGUGUCGCAGAGCAUGACGAACCUGCGGCUCGCGAUGGCCAGCCCGCCGCCCAUGGCCGCAAGCCUCCGCCAAGCGCUCGCAGAGCGCACCGCGUCGCCCAAGCCGCGGCGCAAGCCGAGCGACGCGGUCUCGUCCGCGAGCUCGCCGCAGUCGCCGACGAUGUCCGCUGCGCACGGCGACCGCGAGUCCGUCGCGUCGACGUUCAGGACCGUGGACGGCGCCGGGUCCGUGUCCGCGCACUCGGUGCACCGCCAGCGCAGCGCCGACACCGUGUACUCGACCGCGAGCGACGUGCGCUCGCUCAUGGCGUCGCCGCCGCCGCUCGCGCGCAACACGUCGCUGCGCUCGAAGCUCUCGCUGUCGGCGCUGCGCGCGAAAUCGAGCAUGGCGGCGCUCGGCGCGCGCGAGGACGCAGGGAGCGUGCUGGGUGACGCGGGCGAGACCGUGCAGGUCGAGGAUAUGGACUUUGAGCUCGUGCGCCCGAGCAUGCCCUCGACAUCGUCUGCGCGCGUGAGCGAAGAAUCGUCUGUCUACGGCCGCGGCUCGCUCGCGGGCGACGUCGCGCCCGGCGGCACCAGCAGCAACAGCAACAGCAACAGCGCCAACAGCAACGCCCAUUUCCACGGCAAGAGCGACCCGAGCGCGUUCCUCCGCACGGACAGCCCCGCGGCGUCGUCCGUCUCGCCCGGCUCGCGCUCGCCCGCGAGCAGCCCCGCCGAGUCGCUCUCCAAGACGGCGGCGGCGGCGAAGAGCGGCGAGGUCGAGGCGCACCGCGCGCGCGAGCUCAAGUGGCUCGCGGCGAUCGCGUCGACGCCGCCCGCGCAGGCGCGCAAGAGCAAGAAGAUUCGCAAGCUGCUCGCGGAGGGCGUGCCCGCGUCGGUGCGCUACCAGGUGUGGUCACAUCUCGCGGACAGCAAGGCGCGCCGCCUCGAUGGGCUGUACGCGCAGCUCGGUCGCCGCGCGCGCGUCGCACGCCUGGAGGAGAUCGAGCGGGAUGCGCGCGAGUGCUUCGAGGGCCAGGGCGCGCUGGCGGAGCCCGACGGGCCGCUCGUGUCCCUGCUGCAGGCGUACCUGACCAUGGUGCCGGACGUGCAGUACGAUCGAGGGAUCGCCAUCAUCGCGGGGCAGCUGCUGCAGCAGUCGCCGGAGGAGGACGCGUUCUGGAUCUUCAUCUCGCUGAUGGAUACCCACCUCCGGCCGUAUUUCUCGUCCAACGCGACGCAGAUGGACGUGGACGCGUUCUUGUUCCAAAAGGCGGUCGAGGCGGCGGACCCGUCCGUCGCGAAGAAGCUCUUCGUCGACAUGGCCAUUCCAGCGAUCCGCAUUUGCCGUCCGUGGUUCUCGUCACUGUUCGCAGAGAGCCUCCCACCGGACUAUUUCCUGCGAACCUGGGACAUCUUUCUUUGCGAAGGCGUCGCCUUCCUCUUCCGGAUCGGCCUCGCGCUCGUGACCUGCUGCCGCCGCGCGCUGCUCGACGCCAAGUCCGAGGCCGCCGUGCUCGCGCUCCUCCUCCACCCGCCGGCCGUCCUCCUGUCCUCGUCGCCGGACACGCUCGUCGAGCUCGCGGGCUCCGUCAAGCUCAAGGACGACGAUGUGCGCAAGCAGCGCACAAAGAUGGAGGCCGUGUCGAAGCGCCAGACGCAGGCGCAGGCUCAGGCCCGCGUGCUCGCGCAGGGCCAGGCGCAGGCGAUCUCGCUGCCCAGGAGCUGAUCACGCCCAAGCGCGUGCGGUGCGCGCGGAAUUUCGCCCGGCCGCCGCCGUCGCGUGUGAGGCCUGACGCGGAUGGAGCGCCGGUGCCGGCCCCGCGGCGCGCCGCGUGAGCGCGCGCUGGUGUUGAUGGCGGCGCUGACGCGAUCUGUUGGGGGAUCCCGAUCAGCAUCAGCACCGCCAACAGGCCCCGGGCGCGUACAGGCGCGUGCGCUCGUGCGAUCGUGCGUGCGUGCGUGCGUGCGUGCGUGCGUUCUUCUUCGGGCGACUGCGGCGUCUGUGCACGUCUUUGUUUGGUGGUCGCCAUCGCGUUCGAUCCGGACGAUCGAGCGACGUCGUGAUUGUGUCCCGCUGUCCUUUGCUGUCGAUCUUUCCAUCUCUGCAUCAGCUUUCUUUCUUGUCUUAUAUAUCAGUGUUCUCCCGUC
Molecule: messenger RNA, 5417 nt
Organism: Heterobasidion irregulare TC 32-1
Lineage: Eukaryota; Fungi; Basidiomycota; Agaricomycetes; Russulales; Bondarzewiaceae
Exons: 7
Coding region: 1-4995 (1664 amino acids)
Molecular function (GO): protein binding
Source: RefSeq, a predicted model, not a curated record